AUGAAAUUCGCUCAAAAAGUCAUUCUUUUAACCGCUGCUGCAUCGAUCGCUUCCGCUGCUCCAGCUCCAGCUCAAGUCACUGUCACCCAAGGGGUCACUGUCAGAGCUAUCGUCUACGUCAAAGAUGGUCAAACUCAAACUGAUUUGACCACUCUAGGUCAGAACGCUGCUCCAACUACCGUUGCUGCUGCCGCCGCCGCCGUUACCACUACUGCUGCUCCUGCUUCAGCUAAGGUUGCCGUUCAAGCCGCUGCCGCCAUUCAAGAAGAUGUCGUACUAAGUGGUGCUGCCUCUCAACAACAAGCUGCUACCGUCACUCUUGCUCCAGCUGCUGUCUCUACUACUUCUACUCCAGUUGCUGCUGCCGCCGCUGCCACUACAACUACCCCAGCUGCUGCCGCUGCUACUACCGCUGCCGCUGCUGCCUCUUCUGACGAUUCAAACUUGUCCGAAUUUGCUUCCUCUGUUCUAAAUGAACACAACGCCAAGAGAGCUCUACAUCAAAAUACUCCAGCUCUAUCAUGGUCUGAUGAUUUAGCUUCUUAUGCUCAAAAUUACGCUGACGCUUACGAUUGUUCAGGUAAUUUAGUCCAUUCUGGUGGUCCAUAUGGUGAAAACUUAGCCUUAGGUUAUGAUGCCGUCGGAUCUGUUGAUGCUUGGUACAACGAAAUUAGCUCUUAUGAUUACUCUAACCCAGGGUUCUCUGAAAAUGCUGGCCAUUUCACUCAAGUCGUAUGGAAAUCAUCUACUCAAGUCGGUUGUGGUAUUAAAGAUUGUAGUGCUACUGGUUGGGGAAGUUAUGUCAUUUGUUCUUACAACCCUGCUGGGAACUUCAUUGGCGAAUUCGCUGAAAAUGUUGAACCAUUGGCUUAA
Messenger RNA from Naumovozyma castellii, 873 nucleotides. It is a transcript of the gene PRY2, whose product is annotated as sterol-binding protein. The transcript has a single exon. The coding region runs from base 1 to 873 and encodes 290 amino acids. NCBI's taxonomy places the organism in Eukaryota, Fungi, Ascomycota, Saccharomycetes, Saccharomycetales, Saccharomycetaceae. The record is from RefSeq and is a predicted model, not a curated record.